Hemibagrus wyckioides is the source of this 3868-nucleotide messenger RNA. RefSeq names its product 1-aminocyclopropane-1-carboxylate synthase homolog (Arabidopsis)(non-functional) (gene accs). Gene Ontology annotation, biological process: amino acid metabolic process; biosynthetic process. The record is from RefSeq and is a predicted model, not a curated record. Gene Ontology annotation, molecular function: transaminase activity; pyridoxal phosphate binding. The coding region runs from base 240 to 3317 and encodes 1025 amino acids. The transcript is spliced from 16 exons. NCBI's taxonomy places the organism in Eukaryota, Metazoa, Chordata, Actinopteri, Siluriformes, Bagridae.
CGUAAACCCGGAUGUAAAAUUUUCUACAGCACUAGCUGAUAAACAAAUGGGUUAGCCUGCAUUCGCCUUACAUCUGAAUGCCUGGACCUUAAAAAUAAUAGAAAAAAAUCCCAUAUAGGAACAUGUGGCAGUCAGGCAAGGGGUCGCUGCUUUAAUAAUAUUGUUCAAUUAAACAGCUACAGAAGGCACGGGUUAGAGGGAGAAGAUUGUAUGAUUUUUAUUAGGCUGUGGGCUUUGGGAUGGAUUUUCCAACUAAAAAGUAUGAACGCGGGAGCAACUGGUCCGAGCCGGAGGUGGUGGAGCUUUUACAGCUCUGGUCGGAUCAAGCGGUCCAACUGGAGCUGGAGAGCUGCCUCCGCAACCAGCACGUUUUUAACCGCAUAGCCGUUGCGCUGCAUGACCGAGGCAUCUAUCGCACCGCGGACCAGUGCCGAGAGAAAAUCAAGAAGCUGAAGCUCGAUUACCGGCGCAUGAAGGAGAACCAACAGACGCCGCGCGGUGCAAGAGCGCGCAGGUUUUACGACGUGAUAGAUCGCGUGCUGAGCAGCCGCACCGCCGCCUCUUCCUCCUCCUCCUCAUCAUACUCGGCUCUGUGGGGGAAUGCUGGAGUGCACCACCAGGCGGGCCCGGGCUCCUCCAGCUCCGCCUUCACAUUCAGCUGUCCGCCCAAAGCGGGCGAGCUCAUGGAGAUAAAACUAGAGGAGCUGAACGCGGACGGUGAGGAGGAGCUGCUGAGUGCUGAGGAUCCGCUGUGCUCGGAGGAAGAAGCGGAGGCGGACUGUAAAUCAGCCGGAGCCGACACUGAGGAUCCCGGGGAGCGGGGAGGGGAGUGUGCUGCUCACGCGGGGUGGUCUCCUUCAGGUUUUAGUGACCAUAAUGUGGCUGGCUCAUCCGGUGCAGCUGUUUCUCCAGUAGCAGUUCCUGUGCCCAGUGUAGAUAGAUGCAUCCAGGCUGACCUGCAACAUCCUAAAUAUUCCAGUAGGUUCCGUCAGAGGAAACGUCGUCGGGCAGUACGAGCAGGCAGUGGUGGGAGGUUACUAGAGAAAGCACUGGCAAGUUUCAUAAACUGGCAGCGAGUCAUGGAGGAAAGAUAUAUAUCUUUGGAGGAGAUGAGGCUACAUCAGGAUGCACGGGCUGAGAGACAGAGGCAGCAUCAGGAAGAGAGACGGGUUCAUCAGGAAAGAGAGCAUGAGCUCCGUCUCGUUUCCUUACUCACAGGAGCCUUCAAUACAGCCAGAGGGACAGCAGAGCCGAGAAGCAGCAACACCGAAACCUCUGCCCCCAGUGCAACAGUGUCAGAGCAGACAUUGCUUUCUGUGCCUCCUCCGCUUCCACCUGACCCUCUCACAUUCCCCACUGUACCCAGAAUACUGCAGGAAGAUCACUCUGUUGAUCAGGGAAUGAGCAACACAAUGAUCCUUGACUCCACUGCAGUCGCAUCUGUGCCUCCCCAGUCCCCAUUUGUACCCAGCAUGCUGAGAGAUAAUCAGAGAGCUGAUGAGGGAAACACCAGCACCACAACCUCUGACUGCAGUACAACAGCAUUUGAUAUAGCAACUUUAUCUGUGCCUUUCAGUUCUUCAGGUCCAGGUCCUGGCCCUUCCACACUCCCCUUUGUACCCAGUAUGCUACGGGGUGAUCAGACACCCCAGUACAGCAAGUUUUUGUCCUGCAGGGGUAACAGGAUCCGACAGCACCAGGGAAUUCUGCAGGAAGGCUACACACAGUACUAUGCCAACAAGCAUGAUGAGAAUAGUAACCCUGAGGGCAUUAUAAAUUUGGGAACAAGCGAGAACAAGUUGUGCUUUGACCUUCUGCAGAAACGGCUGACACAGCCUGACAUGCUCUAUGUGGAUCCUUGUCUGCUGCAGUACUCCGACUGGAGGGGUCAUCAAUUCCUAAGAGAGGAAGUAGCAAAGUUCCUGUCAGAGCACUGUCACGCACCGAGGCCACUAAGAGCCAACAAUGUGGUUGUGAUAAAUGGCUGUAGCUCUCUUUUUUCUGCUAUAGCAGCUGUGCUUUGCGAUCCUGACGAUGCAAUCCUCAUCCCAACCCCUUUUUACGGUGUGAUCACCGAAGAUGUUGAUUUGUACAGCAGUGUGAAGCUUUACUGUGUUCCUCUCGACAGUGAGCCCAGCCAAAAUGAUGACAGGCCGUUUCACCUCACUGCCGAAAAACUGGAGCAUGCUCUCCAGAAAGCAAAGAAAGAGGGAGUGAAACUAAAAGCAAUCAUUCUGAUGAACCCCCACAAUCCUCUGGGGGAGAUCUACACCUCUGAAGAGAUGAUCAGCUUUCUAAACUGUGCCAAGAGGCAUGAGCUGCAUGCUAUUGUGGAUGAGAUCUACAUGCUGUCUGUGUUUGAGGGCUCCUUUAACAGUGUCCUAAGUCUAGAGAGGUUACCAGACCCUCAGAGGACUCAUGUGAUGUGGGGAAUUAGCAAGGACUUUGCCAUGGCUGGCAUGCGUUUGGGUACAUUAUAUUCUGAGAACAUUGAUUUAAUUGAGGCCCUUGUUCAGCUGGGAUGUUUUCAUGGAGUUGCAGGACCAACACAGCACCAGGUGUCUCAGCUGCUAAAGGAUCGAGAUUGGAUGAAUAAGAUGUUUCUCCCUGAGAACAGACGCAGGCUGCAGGAGGCUCACCAAUACAUGUCUACUCAGCUAACAAGGCUUAACAUUCCCUACCUCCACAGGGGUGCUGGCCUCUUUAUCUGGGCCGACUUCAGCAAGUAUCUUAAGGAGCCCACAUAUGCAGAGGAGCUGCGUGUAUGGAGGUGCUUUCUGAAACACCGGUUGUUGCUGAGCUGUGGUCAGGCUUUUAGCUGUUCUUCACCAGGAUGGUUCAGAAUCGUCUUCUCUGACCAGCGCCACCGCAUCCAACUCGCUCUUUUCACAGGCCUAGAAAGAAUCAAAGAGACUAUAGAGGAACUUCAGUGCUCCAGCCACAUGACUGAUUGUGAGAACACAAAAGCUGUAAAACAAGAUGACGACAGAGAAACACAGAAGAAUAGCCAGACAGAGGACGAAAACAACAAAGACGCUUCCAAAAAUACAACAAUCAAUGCCUUCAAUACAACAAAAGUGCAUUUAGAAAGCAAUGGUGCUCUGGCUGAAAGCUUGUUAUUGGCUGAUGAGGAGGUUCAGGUUAACAGCUACCAAACAGUUGCAGACUCGGAGAGUUUGGACUCGCUAAUAGGAGCACUGCGACAGCAAAUCCACUCCUCUGAUUGGCUAGAGAAGAACAGACCGAAACUGGCCGAGGGAGAAGACCCAACACAAGCUGAGGUGUUUAAAGAUCUCUUGGAUAGAGCCAGAAUGUAACAAAGACUGCAAAUCCAAAUCCAGAGGUCUCAUAGCGGCCUUUGGAUCUUCCAAAUGUCAGAGAGAUGACUUGAAAAGACAAUUUGCAUUCAAGAAAAACUCCACCAUGUGACUCAUACGCUGCUGAUCUUUUUGAGCAGAGCCUACAUACGAGGAGAUGAGAAAGCUGGACAGACUAAAGGACUUGCUGUAUCGUUCUCUUUAGGUAGAGAUUAAAUAAGAGCUAAAUCCUGCUGCAAUCACUUUUAGCAGGUAUUAUCCUGAACAACAUUGUGGGGUAAUAUAAAAUAAACCACCAUGUCGAUAAAAGAAGUUUUAGCAAAAAUUUGAUUACAAAAUAAAUCUUGGACAUUGAUGAAUAAAUAUACUGUAUAUAAAGAUUAUACUAUACAGCUGUUCAGGGUGAAUUUUUCCUCUUUCAUAUUCUGCUCUUUUUCUCUUGAAAGUUCUUUAGCUCUUUAUUUGUAGUAUAUUUUUGCUAAUAUCAUGAUGAUCAAUAUAAAUUCUUCACUAAAUAUCAUGUUGAAAUAAAGAAAAGCUACUCUUUAAAA